Cebus imitator (Panamanian white-faced capuchin) is the source of this 3977-nucleotide messenger RNA. It is a transcript of the gene SLC10A5, whose product is annotated as solute carrier family 10 member 5. Gene Ontology annotation, cellular component: membrane. The record is from RefSeq and is a predicted model, not a curated record. Gene Ontology annotation, molecular function: bile acid:sodium symporter activity. NCBI's taxonomy places the organism in Eukaryota, Metazoa, Chordata, Mammalia, Primates, Cebidae. Gene Ontology annotation, biological process: bile acid and bile salt transport. The transcript has a single exon. The coding region runs from base 1367 to 2683 and encodes 438 amino acids.
UUGUUUUUCUUAAUGUAGUACAUAUUAAUAAAAUUUAUGAGAUCUAAGAUCUAUUGUAUUUGAGAGAUUAACUGACAUAAAUGGUAUGCUUUUAUAAAACCUGUUAAAAUGACAAAAAUGGUUUGACAUCUUUAAGGAACAAAGUGAUCUAAACUUCUUAAUAUGAAUUGGCAUUACCUUGAACACAUUGCAUUGUGAUUACAUGAAAGAUUUGCUGAAAUGGUCACGUGUUCAGAAACUACUACAUCUUAAUAGUAAACAGUUGCCUUGUUUGUUUCUUUGGUUUGCUUGUUUGCUGCUUAGCAUCAGGACACCCGCCCCUUGUGUGGGAAAUACACAAUUUUGUGACCCUAUGGGUUGAAACCCAAAAAGUCUGAUGCUUUUUCUCAUUCCUGGCAACCAAGGGAUAGGACCAAAUUGGGUCAAUUGAAUGCCCUUGCCCCUAACUGUGAACAGAGUAGUGUUAUGAAGAAGGAAAAGGAGAUUAGAAUCAAUGCUGGUAUCCUUCCAUUGCCCCAUCAUUUCAGGAUCCAAGUGUCCAGUAGAUGUGGUCCCUUAGCCAGCCUGUACCUUUGGCCAUGGUACCAGCUAACUACUUUCCCUAUGUUCCCAAGUUAUCUGGUAACCAUUCAGGAAAUUAUUUUCCUACUUAAGUAUACAAAAAACAGUGUCAGUUUUCACCUGACCGAUUCAGUCACCCUUCAGAGAUGUAGGAAAACUAUUAGCAGCUGAGGGUUGCUGCCAAGGCCAGUGUCUGGGCUCUGCAGUUUUCUAACUUGUGAUAUUGGGUCACCCCACUAAGCAGGAGAGCAGCGACUCCGUCUGGCUUAAUCAUUAUGGGAUGGCCAGCUCCCAGCUCCAUGCCCUAGGCAAACAGACAUUCAGUGCAUAUUUAUCUGACUUUAAUUUAAUUGAAGAAAACAGUAACACUGAACUCUAGGUUUGCUCAGUAUCUGUUACAGAUUUCUUGAUUCUGACUGCUUUUAGUUUAAAUUUUUUUUUUAGCAAGAAAGAACUAAGAAUGAUGACACUAGGCUUUAAAUUCAGGUAAACAGGAGGCUGGGUUUUUUGCAUAAGCAGAAAUGAGGAAGUCAAGAGGAAGAGAUUAAAUUUCUGUUGUAAUAAAUUGAAUCUGCUAAAUGCCAUGGCUUUUUAAUUUUCUUAAUCACACAUUAAACCGGUUAUGUUGCUGCCUAGAUGGCUAUAUAUUUGUUUAAAAGUACAGCAGUCCCUCCUACUGGACUUUGAUCCUGCAAAAACAACUGUUAUCUAACUCACCCUCAGACUGUCACUGGGACACCUGCAUGAAGAAUAUUCUUUCAUUUUUUAAAAAAGGUUUUGCAUAUAUAUGAUUUAAGCUUUCAAAAUGAUUAGAAAAUGUUUUAUUGUUCUACUCUUGUUGCUUGUGACUAUAGAAGAAGCAAGGUUAUCAUCUCUCAGUUUUCUGGAUAUAGAGAAGACUGAAAUACUAUUUUUUACGAAGACGGAAGAAACCAUCAUUGUAAAUUCAAGCUACAAAGAUAAACGGCCUAAUUCCAGCUACCUCUUUGUAAAAAUAGAAGAUCCUAAAAUACUGCAAAUGGUGAAUGUGAUCAAGAAGAUCUCAUCAGAUGGUACAAACUUUAUCAUAAAUCUGGAGACUGAUGAAGAAGGAGAAACAAAUGUGACUAUUCAACUGUGGAAUUCUGAAGGUAGGCAAAAAAGACUCAUUGAAGAAAUCAAGAAUGUGAAAGUCAGAGUGCUUAAACAAAAAGACGGUCUUCUCCAGGCGUCAAUGCAUAUUGAUAGAAAUAUCCUAAUGCUUAUUUUACCACUAAUACUAUUGAAUAAGUGUGCAUUUGGUUGCAAGAUUGAAUUACAGGUGUUUCAAACAGUAUGGAAGAGACCUUUGCCAGUAAUUCUUGGGGCAGUCACACAGUUUUUUCUGAUGCCAUUUUGUGGAUUUCUUUUGUCUCAGAUUGUGGCAUUGCCUGAGGCACAAGCUUUUGGAUUUGUAAUGACCUGCACAUGCCCAGGAGGGGGUGGGGGCUAUCUCUUUGCUCUGCUUCUAGACGGAGAUUUCACGUUGGCCAUUUUGAUGACUUGCACAUCAACAUUAUUGGCUCUGAUCACAAUGCCUGUCAAUUCUUAUAUAUACAGUAAGAUAUUAGGGUUGUCAGGUACAUUUCAUAUUCCUGUUUCUAAAAUUGUAUCAACACUCCUUUUCAUACUUGUACCAGUAUCAGUUGGAAUAGUCAUCAAGCGUAGAAUGCCUGAAAGAGCAAACUUCUUGGAGAGAAUAAUUAGACCUCUGAGUUUUAUUUUAAUGUUCGUAGGAAUUUGUUUGACUUUCAGAGUGGGAUUAAUAUUUUUUAAAAAAGAUAACCUAGAGGUGCUUCUGUUGGGUCUCUUAGUUCCUGCUUUGGGUUUGCUGUUUGGGUACUCCUUUGCUAAAGUUUGUAUGCUGCCAGUUCCUGUUUGUAAAACCGUUGCUAUCGAAAGUGGGAUGUUAAAUAGCUUCUUAGCUCUGGCCAUUAUUCAGCUGUCUUUUCCACAGUCCAAGGCCAAUUUAGCAUCUGUGGCUCCUUUUACAGUAGCCAUGUGUUCUGGAUGUGAAAUGUUACUAAUCAUUCUAGUUUACAAGGCUAAGAAAAGAUGUAUGUCUUUCUUACAAGAUAAAAGGAAAAGAAAUACCCUAGUCUAACAAUUAAAGCAUUACUGAAUUCCUACUCUGGGUAAGGCACGGUGGGAGAGUCAAAGAAUAACUACAAUGAUACCUGCUCUAAAGCCAGUUAUAAUCUAGUUAAAAAUCUGACAUUGGGGAUAGAGAAUACAUAUGUGUAUAUAUAUACACACACACACACACACACACACAUAUUCAUACAUGCUAAGCACUCAAUGAGUGGUGGAGAUGAUAAUACGAAAGUUCAAAGGAAGGAGACAACUUUUCAACUGUGUUGGUUUGAGAAUGUUUUAUAGGCUAUGACGUGAAUAUGAUACUUCCAGUGGUCUCCUAAAUGAGACAAAGCAAUAGAAAAGUGAUUACGAUAUAUCCUAAGUAUUUAAAGAAGGAACACCCAUAUAGCAGACAUUUGGUAAAUUCUCACUCAGUGAAUGAAUUUGCAAAUUUCUAUUUGGUGCUCUCAUUAGCACAUCAAAAUGAAUAUGUUUUAAAGUAAAUGUGGCAUCUCUGCUCUCAGAGCUGAGCUUUCUCCUGUCUUCCAUGUUAACCCACCAAAGGCAUUACCAUUUACCCUGAAACACAGGGUCAGCUCUUCAACCUCUUCUCUCUUCUGUCUUCUUUCUUUAUAGUCAACGUAGUUCCUAAGAAACAGCCUAUAAUACAAUUGCCAGUGCUCUUCUCAGUUCUCAGUGCUAUCACUGUUUUUCUGCACUCUAUUGUUUCUUCCCUAAACCUUUCUAAACUGGCUUCCUGCUUUCCCUAUUUCCUAGCCUUAUGAUUGAUUGUAGUCACAUUCUUUAAUCUUCUUAUAGUCCAGUUUUCUCACAUAACAAAUGAAGCUAAUGGUGUCAACACCGUAGAUUGUCCUAGGAAUUAAAUGAGAGUAUACAUGUGUGGGGCUUAGAAGAGUGCCUGGGACAUAGUAAGUGCUAUUAUGCUAUUAUGACAGUUUUAACUUUCAACCCUGGUAGAUCUGCUGCUUGUUUGAAAUAGCAAUCAUAUAACUAUGUAUGGGGCCUAAAACUGUCAACAUUUUCUAUCAGUACUGUUCACCAUCUUGAUCAUAGAAUUAGAUAAGUUUUAUUUACUUUGCCAGUUGAUAAGAUAACCAAGGUAUUUUUUUUUAAUACCACCAAAACCAAUAUAUGACUACCAAGAUUUGUGCAAAAUAAUGAUAAUUGCCUAAGUAGAAUAUGUUACUCCUUUAAACAGAAAUACCCACUAUGGGUUUAAAUAGAAUUACUUUUCUCCAAAUUUAACUUACAUAAUGUUUUUGUUUGUUUGCUUUUCAUUUGGAGAUGGAGUCUCACUCUGU